AUUGAAUCAUCCAAUGAUGAAAAUCUAGUUCCUGCUGUGGUUGCCUUACAAGAACGAUGUCAAUAUAUCUUACGUGAUUGUGCUAAUCGACAAUUGGAAGGUCUUUAUCGCUUUACACAACCUUUGACUGCGGAAUCAGUGUUUUUGGACAAGUUACUGAAGAAUCCUACAGCCAUCAAACAAAAGUAUAUUCAAAGUACCAAUCUAAGUUAUCUUGAAGCUGUUCAUGAUGCUAUGAAUCAAACUGGUCCUCUGGAUGAUAUUAUGCGGUCUGUAGCAGUUCCUCCAAAGAAUGGUCAAUGGAUGCCAUUAGCAACUAUGUUACGACGACAUUCUCUCAAAGUGGAUUUGGUAGCAGAACAAGAACGUGUUUGGAUCAAAGUUAUUGCUCGGAACACAAAGGCUUUUAGACUUGACAUGGCUGGUAUGGAGAACAAUAUUAUUGACGACGAUGACGACUUGAAUGACUUUGACGAUGACAAUAGUGAUAUUAGUGACAUUGAUGAAAGUAGCAAGGCAGGCAUUGUGAAUGUAGAGGCUCCAUCGUUUGAUGAACUUCCCAUUUUCAAGAAGGCUCGUGCUUACUUGACAUGUGCUCAGGCUCAUUCUGUACAUUUCAAGACUCCCAUUGUUGUGUUUGCUUUUAUGAGGAUUCAUCGCGAUCAAGACCCUUUUGUACAACGGAUCAUGGAUCAACUGGAGCACAUGGGAAUUUGUAUUUAUCUUCAAGAUCAACAAGAUAUACGGUCAACUUAUAUGCCUGUGAUGAAACAAGUGUUUGGAGUGGGUCAAUUACCGAAAUUAGAUGCCAUGUAUGCUUUGACGACACCCAAACUCAAUCUAGAUGUUAGUACAGUAUUGGCUAUGGUAUCAGAACUCUCUCAUCAUGUAUGUGGCGUGGAUCAAGUGGAAGGCGAAGCUUUACAAUUGCAAGCAGCUCAAGAAAUGACCGAACCUAUUAUUCCUCAACUAGAACGCAUUCUCCAUGGUAAACAAUUGUUUAUGACUCAAAGUGCAUUUGAUAGAUUGGAGAGUAUCAUGGCUGUGGUGGCUGGACCUAUGGAAAAACAACGAUAUCAUUAUUUAUUCCCCUCGACGUCAAACGACAACAAUAAAAGCAAUCCUCAUGUAUGGACAUCAUUGACACCUCCAUCGCCCAUCACUGUUAUACCCGAUCAACCAACCACUCGCUUUACACAACUAUUGGAACCUCCUAAAGGUGGAAUGAUAUCAAAACUCAAUAAUGGAAGAAAAAUCAGAUCUCGCUUCUCCUCUUUUCAUGCUAUUAUCUUUGGAACGGCUGAUCACCAUCAAAUGACCACCAUUACUGCUAUUCAAUGGAUGCCCACAGCAUUGGCAGAAGCUGGAUUGCUUGGCUCAGCUAUCAUCACUCAUCCUCCUCGAUCCUUGGCAGAACAAAAGAUGCAUACCAGCAAUGAUUCAUAGUCGUUUAUGAUUCAAUUAGAAGAAAAAACCACGUAAAAUUUGUAGAUAGUGGGAAUUUUUUUUUUAUCAAAAUAAAAUAUUUUAUUUAUUUAUUGAUGUUGUCUCUUUCAUGAUUUCCAUCACCUUUCUAUCACUUCAUGAUUUUUUUUUUAUUUUUGUUAAUAAAUGUAUUCUUCCA
Halteromyces radiatus is the source of this 1624-nucleotide messenger RNA. RefSeq lists its product as uncharacterized. Lineage: Eukaryota; Fungi; Mucoromycota; Mucoromycetes; Mucorales; Cunninghamellaceae. The record is from RefSeq and is a predicted model, not a curated record. Bases 235 to 1446 code for a protein of 403 amino acids. The transcript has 2 exons.